Messenger RNA from Engraulis encrasicolus (European anchovy), 210 nucleotides. RefSeq lists its product as uncharacterized. The coding region runs from base 1 to 210 and encodes 69 amino acids. Lineage: Eukaryota; Metazoa; Chordata; Actinopteri; Clupeiformes; Engraulidae. The transcript has 4 exons. The record is from RefSeq and is a predicted model, not a curated record.
AUGGCCACUCCGCGCCUGCAGGAGAGAGAGAGAGAGAGAGAGAGAGAGAGAGAGAGAGAGAGAGAGAGAGAGAGAAGAGAGAGAGAGAGAGAGAGAGAGAGAGAGAGAGAGAGAGAGAGAGAGAGAGAGAGAGAGAGAGAGAGAGAGAGAGAGAGAGAGAGAGAGAGAGAGAGAGAGAGAGACCUUUCUGAAAAGCCCUCCGAACCUUGA